GUGAAACUCAUAAACUGGAAGUGUGUGGAAAUAACUGGAGUGCUGAACAGAGAAGCCGCUUCUUGUGUUACGCUUGUGUGUGGAAAUGGACGGGCAGCAGGCAGUGAUCGACAGGCUGCGAGCUUCCUUUCGGUCAGGGAUUUCCCUUCCUGAGCAGUUUCGCCUGGGUCAGCUAAAAGCCCUCCUAACACUCGUCACAGACAAUGAACAGCAAAUUUUGGAGGCUUUACAGAAGGACCUCGCCAAGCCCAAGUUUGAGGCAAUUCUGUCAGAGGUAGACAUGGUUAUAAACGAGCUGUCCUACACCAUAAGUCACCUGAAAUCCUGGAUGGCACCAGAAUAUGUUGAGAAAAAUCUGGCAACGAAGCUGGAUGACUGCUUUGUCCGCAGGGAGCCCCUAGGUGUAGUAUUGAUUAUAGGGGCAUGGAAUUACCCUUUCCAACUAAUUUUGUUGCCCUUGAUUGGGACAAUAGCUGCAGGAAACUGUGCUAUUGUGAAACCCUCUGAAAUUAGUGUGACAACAGGAAAGCUUCUUGCAGACCUCAUUCCGAAGUACCUGUCUCAGGAAUGCUAUGCAGUAAUAUGUGGUGGAAUUGAAGAAACAAAGAAGUUACUGGAGAAUAGAUUUGAUCAUAUCUUCUACACAGGUUCCCAGGCUGUGGGUCGCAGUGUCCUCCAGGCAGCAGCAGUGCAUCUCACCCCCGUCACUCUGGAGCUGGGGGGGAAGUGUCCCUGCCUAAUGUAUGGCAAGCUGGACAUCCAAGCAGCUGCCAAGAGACUUGUCUGGGCAAAGUUCUUCAAUGCGGGCCAAAGCUGUGUGGCACCAGACUAUGUACUCUGCAACCGCCAAACAUGCGAGGCCCUUGUGCCCGCCCUUCGUCAAGCCCUAGAGGCUUUCUAUGGUCAGCGACCACGGGAAUGUGACGACAUGGGCCGCAUAGUGUCACAGAAGCACUGUGCCCGGCUAGUGAGCUUGCUGGAGAGAUCCACUGGCAAAGUCGUAAUUGGAGGAGAAACCGAUAAGGAGGAAAAGUAUAUUGCCCCCACAGUGUUGGUAGAUGUCAAGGAGACAGAUGCACUCAUGGAGGAAGAGAUCUUUGGCCCCAUCCUGCCCAUCAUCUCUAUUGACACACUUGCAGAUGCUAUCAGCUUUGUUAAUGCAAGAGAGAAGCCUCUCGCUCUGUAUGUUUUCUCAGAUGAAUCUAAGGUGGUCCACACAGUUUUGGAGCAAACCAGCAGUGGUGGUUUCUGUUCUAAUGACGGCAUAGUCCACAUGUGUCUACCAGGACUGCCUUUUGGAGGAGUUGGCAACAGUGGGAUGGGCAGCUACCAUGGACGGUGGGGCUUUGAGACGUUCAGUCACCGGAGAGCCUGCAUGCUGAGGGGAUGGGGCUUAGAGCGGGUCAACGUUCUGCGCUACCCUCCAUACACUGAGAGCAACCUAGGAUGGCUGCGCUGGGCCACAGGUGCGAGACGCCAGGGCUGGGGCUGUUCUGUCAUGUGAAGCUCAGCUGACGUGCAACAGAGCACUGACCUUGUGUGCCAUUACUGCAGAAUGCUAACAAGCUGCCAAGGCCUCUUUUUUACUUACAUUUUUAUAUAAUUUGCUAAUGAUGCUAAUCAGUUUAUUCACAGAUGGAAUUCUCAUGAAUUUCCUCUUGAUUUAGCUGACUGACUACUACGGUAUAGUCUUUCAGUGUAGACACUUGAUGUUUAGAAUACAUGAAGGUGAAGGGUUGCAUUUGGUUGAAGUGCCAUGCACUUGUAUUGUAUUCAGUUCUUGGGGGAAAUCUGUUCUACAUUAAGGAGAUAAGUGUUUACAUACAGGCUUAAGGUCAUUACUGCAGCAACUGCAGAUUUAAUUAGCUGAUCCCUUUCAUAAUCUUAAGUUACUUAGGGACCAUUUUUGAGCCUUUGUCCUUACAGGAUUCUUCCUUUCAUACGAAAUACUCUGGUUUUACCAUCUCUUCAUGGUGGAGUCAGAAGUAGCACUUUGCACUUCAUUUAACAUGUGGCUCAAAUUAUGCAUUAUAGGCAUUUAUGAUACUCUGAUGUACACAUUUGUCUUUGUUCUUUAUGGGGUCUCAACACUAGCUUUAUACAAAUAAACUAGCCAAGGUAUGAGAGUACAUAUAUUUUUGUCAGAAGUAUUAAAUUUUAAUAAAAUGUACUGACAAACUGUUCUGUUUGAAGGUGCACCUCUUUCUUGCCAUUAGUAGCUAGCCCUACACAAUCAUGUAUGUAAACCUUGUGUUUCAUGGUAUUCUUUAGUAGGUCCCAUUCUCCAUGAACAUUCUUGAGUUUAACA
Molecule: messenger RNA, 2308 nt
Organism: Scleropages formosus (Asian bonytongue)
Lineage: Eukaryota; Metazoa; Chordata; Actinopteri; Osteoglossiformes; Osteoglossidae
Gene: aldh3b1
Product: aldehyde dehydrogenase 3 family, member B1
Exons: 10
Coding region: 86-1504 (472 amino acids)
Biological process (GO): aldehyde metabolic process
Cellular component (GO): cytoplasm
Molecular function (GO): aldehyde dehydrogenase (NAD+) activity; 3-chloroallyl aldehyde dehydrogenase activity
Source: RefSeq, a predicted model, not a curated record